UUGCAAAACAGAAAAAUAGCAGCAACAGCGUUUAAUCAGUUGAACGUAGCUGGAAUUGGAAGAGAGCAGAAGACAGCAGUUUCCAAUGGGUCUUCAAUUGAGCAAGCGAACAGCAGACGUCGUUGACAGCAGCAAAAGCAAAGUUCAUAGAAAUUCCAUUAGCGAAGCGAAUUCGGAGCAGCAUCAGCAGCAGCACGAAGAAUUGGCUGAAACUGUCGAAGCUGGCGGCACAAAUACAACAAGAACUUCAACAACAGCAGCAGGAGCAGCGGCUGAGGAGGCGUUAGCUGAGGUGCGACAAAUUAUAAUUAAAAUACAAUUGGCAAAAAUGGAGAAUGGCAAUCAGGAGGAGGAGCAGAGGGUGCGAGAGGGAGAGCGCGAGCGCGAGCGCGAGCAAUUGCCUUUGUCAGAGGGCGCCGCGACGUCUGCUGCGGACGACAUAGUCAAUGCAAAUGAACAAAUGGGCGCAGGUGCUAGUCGAACUGCGGGCAGUUCUUCAACGGAAGCGCCGAAAAAAACAAACGAAAGACAAAUUGUGAAUAAUAACAAUUUAGCGGGAAGCAUUGCGUCGGAGUCGGCGUUGACGUCGGCGCCUACAUCGGUCAGAAUGCUACAAUUGCACGAUGAUGACGUCGUCGUCAACGACGUCGUCAGCGAAGACGGCGAAUUGGAAGUGGCAUUAUCGUCUCUGCUGCGUCGCAGCAGCGGCGAAGGCGUCGAGUACUGUGAGGUGCUCGAGCCACAGCCAGUUAACGAAAUGCUGUCGAGCGGACAACAACGUACGCAAGUUAUUCACUUUCGUCGCAGCAGCAAAGCUUUGUCAAUGAAUUCAGCAACUGCAACUGCAGCUGCAGCAGGAGCAAGCACAUCGAAGCGACGUUGCUGCAAGUGCAAGUGUCGCGAUGUGAUUCGUGGGCUGCGAGGCAUUCUGGAACCCAGCUCAAGCAGCGCUCAGGCCAGCAAGGACAAAAAGGAAGCAGCCGCAGCAGCGGCGCCUAGGAGUAAACCGCGCAGCAGUGCAGACAGACGUUCAACGCCCCCAACGCUAAGCAGCGGCAGCGGCAGCGGCAGCGGCACUGGCAGCGCAGCAGCAUCAGCCUCGCAACUGCAGCGAAUUCAACGCAAUUCGGUGGCUAUUGCCGAGCCAAGCCAAUUGGCCAUUUGGGCAGCGCCUACGAAUGGCAUUGGCGAUGUCAUCAUACGCAUCAGCUCACAGCCGAUGCCGCAAUUUGUCGUGGAGCCAGCUGCUGCCGUCAGUCACAAUAAUCGCAAUACGUUGCCCAUGGUCGCUGCUAUGGGUCACAAUAUACGCUUGGUAACUACUACAGAUGGAGCAGCUCCUGCAACCGGCACGGCAGCUCUGCUGCCUCUAUCCAUCGAACAGUCCUGCCCGCCAACGGUGAAUGCGUAUGGUGCCGGUGUAACGGUACAUUCGCAAAUUGAUUUCAUGCAUUGUUUGGUGCCGGAUCUGGAACGGAUUAUCAACAGCAGCUUCUACUGGGGCAAAAUGGAUCGCUAUGAGGCGGAGCGUCUGCUCGAAGGCAAGCCGGAGGGCACAUUUCUAUUGCGCGACUCCGCACAGGAGGAGUUUCUAUUCUCAGUUACAUUCCGGAAAUACGGACGUUCACUGCACGCGCGCAUUGAGCAAAGUGGCCACAAAUUUAGCUUCGACUGUCAUGAUCCUUGCGUGUUUGCUGAUUUGACGGUAACUGGUCUGCUGGAGCACUACAAAGAUCCGUCGUGCGUUAUGUUCUUUGAGCCCUGCCUAACCAUGCCUCUGCAUCGCCGUCAAACGUUCUCGCUGCAGGAGCUGGCGCGUGCCACAAUCGUCUCGAAUACCACAUACGAUGGCGUCAAUCAGCUGGAGCUGCCAGGACGCUUGAAGAGCUAUCUCAAGGAAUAUCACUACAAGCAGAAGCUGCGCGUCAAGCCAUGCGAUGCUCAUACACCAGCGCCGUAUUAUGCCAACAUAUAGUCCGCGGCAACGUUGGCAGUGGCGCCACCUGUUGUCGAGCUGCCACCGGCGGGGUUCGCCUACUACGAGGAUGUGGACAGCAGUGGUAGCGAUCGCGAUGACGAUGAGGCGGUCAAUAUUCGCGUCUCCUAUGUGCAACAUGCCGAAGUGUUGGCUCAACUGCGACAUCCACAGCAGCAGCAGCAGCAACGGCAUCUGCAACUGCAACAGCAACAGCACCGCCAAUUGUUGCGACUGCCGAAUCGCAUGUUUCAUGCGCUCGCUCGCCUCUCCGCCAAUCUCAAUUGUUAUCAGCCUAGCAAGCGCAGCGCCUGAUGUACACUGAAAGAAAGCAGAGCAAAAAAAACCAAAACACAAUUUGAGACAAUCCCAGUGCAUCGCCGACUCCAAAAGCAAAGAAAACGAAAGCAAAAAGAAAAAACUUAAAUAUAAAAAAUCAAAAUAUGAUAUAAAUAGUUAAUGCAAGUAGCCUGUGUAAACUUAACAUAAGUAUUAACUAAACAAACUGAAUGAUCCUCUCCUAUACAUAUAUAUAGAAUAGGCACGUCUGAUAUUAUAUAUAUCUAUCUAUAUAUAUAGUCGUGUCUUAUCCGCAUUUGUUUUCCAAGAAAGUAUUUUAGUAAUGCAAAUGCAUUUGUUAAAGUAUUUUAUAUGAUUUUUGUACAUGUUGAAAUUUCUAUGUAUAUAUAUAUGUAUUUUAUGAAUAUAUAUAGCAACUUCCCCUUAGCCCCGCCCACACACUUAGGCGUAUCUAGAUAUUACAACUCUCAUUAGCCAAAUUGCAAACAAAACAAAACAAAAAAAUUAAUUAAUUUAUGUGUACAUCAAGUAAUAGUAUUUUAUUUAUUUAUUCUAAUUGUAAUUUGUGGCUGCGCUUCAACUAUAUAAAAUUCCCCCCAAUUGUAAAUAAAUAAAUAUA
This is a messenger RNA of Drosophila hydei, 2894 nucleotides long. RefSeq lists its product as uncharacterized. The transcript has 5 exons. Gene Ontology annotation, cellular component: phosphatidylinositol 3-kinase complex. Gene Ontology annotation, molecular function: 1-phosphatidylinositol-3-kinase regulator activity. The record is from RefSeq and is a predicted model, not a curated record. Gene Ontology annotation, biological process: phosphatidylinositol phosphate biosynthetic process; intracellular signal transduction. NCBI's taxonomy places the organism in Eukaryota, Metazoa, Arthropoda, Insecta, Diptera, Drosophilidae.